Molecule: messenger RNA, 559 nt
Organism: Paramecium octaurelia
Lineage: Eukaryota; Ciliophora; Oligohymenophorea; Peniculida; Parameciidae
Source: the annotation of a GenBank genome assembly
AAGUGAUCUAAAAAAAGGAUGUUCAUUUAAUAUUAUUAUGUUACAAAAAUCUACAAAGCUAACUCGAUGUCAAAGAAUUGUUUAGGGUAUUAAGGAUGAUAUGUAAUCUAAAGUGCAGUAGAAACCACUCACGAACAGAUCAACUCGUCUGAAAAAUCUGACUACCGAAUCAUCUCCUAUGAUAUUGGACUACAUACCAUUACCGGAGAAUCCAAAAUUGGAUGCGAUGAUGGACAAUAUCAAGCGUAUAUUGGAUAAGCAUAAGAAACAGCCUUCUGCUCAAUAGGAAUUAAAAAGCAUGCUUUCUGCAAAUCAAGUGAAACAAAUUUAUGGAAGUAGAAGACAUAUGAUUGAAGUACGAUUUAAAGAGUUCUAUAAUUCAAGAUUGGCAAGUCCUCAAAUUCACUCGGAUGUAGUAGUGGAUGUCAGUCCAUAACAGGCUGACUUAAAGUCAUCUCGUUUGAUUCAAUAUCAAAGAAGGAUUGGAUUGGUGAAAAAGAGAGAUUUGCUGGAGGAGAGAAUAUAAGAAAUUGGUUAACGAUAUAGAACAAAAUAAUGA